UUUGUCGAUUUGACAGCAGCAUAGAUAGACAUUGCAUUCUAUAUCUAUAGAAAAUGGCCGUUGUUGUAUUAGGAAAUACAUCUUAUUAUUAAUGUUUCUGUAUUUAAAUGUACCCCUGUGGAGUUGUAUAAAGCUAUGAGUAUGUAAUAUCUAAUAUUACGAUAACAUGUAUCAUGUAAUUCGUAUUAAUUUCUUUUGAAAAUCGUUAAAUAUAACAGCACCAUAAAACGCGGUUUUUCUGAGUAUAUAUUUUUUUAAAUAUAUGUGUAAAUAAACUGUUUAUUUAUAAAUACAUAUUCAUUAAAAAAAAAUUUAGUGAACGCAUUGUAUGGACUAUAUUUGUUUUGAAAUUACCUUAAUUUAUUAUCACGUGUGUGUGAGAUUGAAAUAGUGAUGUGUUGAUUGUUAUUCUUCAUCACAACAAUGGGGGAGACCGAAGAAUUCAAUACUUUAGCAUUCGAAAAGAAGUUAACACAGCUUAAAGAUACUCAGGAGAGUAUACAAUCAUUAUCUGGAUGGUGCCUAAAGCAAAGACUUCACCAUAAAAAGAUUGUUUCUAGUUGGUUAAACGUUUUAAAAAGAGUGAAGGUGGAACAGCGACUCGUCUUAUUUUAUUUAGCGAAUGAUGUUAUUCAGUACAGUAAGAGGAAGAACUACGAGUUUGUUGAGAGUUGGGGUCUUAAUUUACAAAAAGCGACGCCUUUAGUCAGAGAUGAAAAAGUGAGGUCGAAGAUUUUACGAAUAUUUAAAAUAUGGGAGCAGAGAUCGGUAUAUGAUGAUGAGUUUCUCUCAGACCUCACUGGCUUGCUCAGUGCUGGAGCGAUUAAAAAGACUGAUGAUGAUCCAUUGGAUUUUCAACCACAGCAGCUUGUAAAUAAAAUAAAACAGUGUACAGUUCUCGAAGCAGAUACAAAGGUUAAAUUAAAAUAUGUACAUGAAAAUCAUUUAGAAUUAUCCGAUGCAGAUGCGCUGUGUGCUAGUUUGAAAGAAAGGAGUCAUAAAGACGAUGUAGAAAAGGAAUUAAAUGAAGGUAUAGCUUGUGUUGAGCGUUAUACACAGGCAUUGCAGAGAGAGAUUGUCGCCCGGGAAGCAUUGUUAGCUUUGCUCACUUCGGCUAAUCAAUAUUAUUCUACCCAGAGAGGUGAAGUUAAAGUUGUUGCAUAUGCUUACAAAAACUUUGGAGCCAGAGUGAGAGCAUUAAAACGGAAACUUGAUGAGUUAGUACCAACAUUACCCAGUGCAGCGCCUUCACCCCCGCAGCAUGAUGAGGAUGUUCCUUCUCCGGGUCCUGAUGAAGAUCUUGAAUUACCAGCUCCUAUUGAGACUGGAGAGGAUGAUGUAUCAUAUAAUAUAGACCGAACAUUCAACACAUCUUUGUCAGCCGAUGGUUCGUUGUACAAUCUCGGUUUAUCAUCUUUCCUGACAUCAGACAAUCCGAUGGCAAUAUUCAAUGACACAGCCGAAUUGGAUAUCAGUGCGAAAAAAAUUGAGGUAAUCAACUCCAGAUCGACUGAAAAACAAGAUUUCGAUUUAGGAGAAAUAUUGAAGAACUUUGAAACUCCCGAUAAUAAUUCGACUUCUUCCGAAAAUAAUUCAGCUGCCAGUGCGAAUAUUUCACAGAAGUCGCAAGAUGCCUUGCCCGGUCUAGAUCUCUUGACUCCCGAUAGUACGGGGAAUCCCGCCCCUCCAACGUCUUUUUACGGAACUAUGGAGACCAUCACAAUUGCAGAUGAGCCGGAUCAGCCAUACUUACCUGAAGCAUUGACGAAUACCCAAUGGAAUAACCCUACCUGGACUGUACCCGCGGACAUACCACCAGCGGAUGUCGACCACCGCGGUAUAUUGCCACCACCGCCGCCGCCGCCGAUACUGCCGAUAUUGGGUCACAUAGACGACGUGGACCACCGCCUUCUGCCCGGGCUGCCGCCGCCACCGCCCGCGCACCACCCCGCGACACACCCCGCCCCGCACCCCGCGCCCCACCCCGCGCACCACCCCGCGCACCAAGAUGUCGAUCACCGAAAUUUAAUAUCGUUAACGCACCAGCCUGCAGCGCCUCAGCCUGUUUCUAGACCGCAUAUUGUUGACCAAGAUUAUAGAGUUCCGCCGAUGCUGCCGCCGACGGACAUUGUCGAGAGCGUUGACAUGGAUCUGUCUGAGGAUGAGGAGCAACAAGGGAUGUACCCGACGCAACAAAUCCAGAACGAGCAUCGACGCAAUAGUUUCAACAACAAUAAAGUUUUAGUCGGAGGCGAUAUCGAGAAAGUGAACCACGUAGAUAACAACCACAUAAACCUUGUACAAAUGAACACUAACCCAAUAAACGCUAUGAAUAAAGACGGCCCUCAUAGUGCCCCUAUAGUUACUCCCCUAUCUAACCCAUUCGACAAUAUGCCAUCUGGCCUUAAGUUCAAUAUACCACCAAACUUCCAGAAUAUGCCGCCGAAUUUCAAAAAGCCGGCAAGUUUCGAUGAAAUUAGAGAGGAAAACUCUAAAGAUAUUUUAUACGAAGACGAUCUGAGGAGCAGAAAUUUGGAAGUACCAGUCGAUCAAAGAAAUCCUUCGCCACCGGAAUACGAAGAUUUUGCAAAAGAUAGCGAAUGGCAAGCGGGACCUAGGCCGUUUAUGAAUCAAAGGUUUCCUAGAAAUUGGGGACCCCGGACUAACUUUAGACCACAGAACUACAGUCCCCAGUUUUGGCCGAGAAACGGUCCCAGACCAGCCAAUAGAUGGAUGGGACCUCGGUCGCAAAGAUUUUGGUGAUCACGUGUUAGUGGUAGUGGUAGUGAAAAAGAGUUCUUAUUUAUAGUGAUAGAAGCCUCUAUUUUGACUGUAAGAUUAGUAUAGGGACUUAAAUCAUUUAUGUAUAUUACCAGCUAAGUUUCAUUUGGUCGAGUUGUAGAGGAAAAAUUUUGGCUUGUUUUUAUUUCAGAGUUAUUAUGCACAUUAUUAAAAUUAAAAUAUAAGUAUGCCGUA
This is a messenger RNA of Vanessa tameamea, 2976 nucleotides long. RefSeq lists its product as uncharacterized. The record is from RefSeq and is a predicted model, not a curated record. Gene Ontology annotation, molecular function: RNA polymerase II complex binding. Gene Ontology annotation, biological process: mRNA 3'-end processing. Lineage: Eukaryota; Metazoa; Arthropoda; Insecta; Lepidoptera; Nymphalidae. The coding region runs from base 424 to 2763 and encodes 779 amino acids. The transcript is spliced from 14 exons.